AUGAUGGUUAACGAUUCCAACGGCCAUGUGAAUAACCAGAGCCGGGCAAGAGAGGCAUUCUUCACACACACGGAGGUGAUAGGAUGGUGUUUUGCGUUUGGUAUUGUCGAUAUGCUCAUUGUGAUGAGCAAUACCCUCGCUAUAGUCGUAUUCACGCGGAGCAAGUUGCUACGGAAACGCACAAACUACUUUUUGCUGUGUCUGGCGAUUGCAGAUAUGAUGGUUGGUACAAUAUCAUUACCGAUAUUUGUACAUACUCUCGUUCUUUACACAAGAGGUGAAGAAUUGGAAAGCGCGUGGAUCAACGUACUUCAUAGAUUAUUGGACAUUUUUUCAGGAUUUGCUUCAAUCUUUGCACUAACAACUAUUGCAUUGGAACGUUUGUACUCAGUGGUUCUACCAAACUGGCAUCGAACUACACCAAGUUGUCUGUAUUUUAUCUUGAUAAGCAUGAUCUGGAUUCUGGCGGGCGUGCAUGUGUGUGUAAAAGUGCUCGUGAACGAGAAGAUGAUCUCAAGCAACAUAUUCUUGUACCUUAUGCUUGUAUCUUUCUUCAUUUGCGUGGUGGUGAUUUGUUUGGCUUAUAUCGGCAUUUGGUUCAAGGUUAACCAGAGGAUACACGAGAAAACGAAGAAAUCGUUGGAAAAAGACAAGAAACUAGCAACAACACUUUUUCUUGUGUCAGCUAUUUUCAUUUUGACUUGGUUCCCAUUCCAAGGCAUCAACAUCUUCAUUCCAACGUUGUGUGAAAAUGGAUGCACUUUAUCCAUUCUGACUCUCGUUUUCCUCACUAAAUUGAUGCAAUAUAUGAACUCGUUCAUCAAUCCUAUUAUCUACACCUUCAAGAUGCCUGACUUCAGGCGAGGUCUUCUAGCUUUAUUUGGAAAGAAAGUUUUAUAUGGGGCAUCGACCCGAGCUACUUCGAGGAUGUUAUCUGAGCGACGCCGAAGAGCAAGCACGUUACGAUCUAGUGAAACAGAGGCAAACGGCAACUGUGAGUGUGCGCUGUAACAUUGUAGUGUGAUCUUGAAAGACUGUUCUAUAGGAGCAGUAUCGUUUCAGUUACUAUCCUGAGGGAUGAAAUGUAAUGAUUUGUAUCUUAAAGGAUUACUAUCCAAGACUUCGCCAGGGCACGCGGGCGAUACCAUUGUGUCGAGAUCUUUGUACAUGCGCACAACUGGGCUAUCCCAAAGUCUCCACAAUCUAUAUAAUCAAUCUUCCACAGGGAUCAUCGCUUAAAACCGAGGCCUUACAAUGUUUGAAAUCUUUUUGUAGUCUCUUUUUAAUUUGCGGGUUUGACAACUUUGAUGAGGUUUGCCUUACUCUCGAGCUGAGGUAGAGACAGUGGUGUUCCGUUCAAAGCGGACACUGUACACUAUGCAUUUCUAAAAAAAAAAAAAGAAGCAGUGGAAUAAGUUCGCUAAUUCCAAUGCCGACUUUUUCGUUCAUAUGUCUUGCUUUUUUUGACUUUACUUUUUGUUGAAGAAAGAAACCUCGAGGUAGAAUUACAGCCUUUAUAUUCAAGAAACUUUUCUUCCAAAAGGCGUGGAUUUUGAUUGGUUCUUCAUUUACAAAAGAUGUCCAAAAAAUUUAUCGAGUAGCAUAAUACAACAUUCUUCAUUCUUGAAGGCACGUUUUUGUGUGGACGCUUACCGGCAUUUCGGUUUCGUACAAGAAUUUUCUGCCUCAAAUUACCCUGAAUAGUUCCUUUGGGUCUUUAGCAAGAAGGUGUGCAAACUAAAGUAAAUGUUUGGUCUUUCGCUACCAAGAAAUGAAUGUGAGGCAAGCGUUCCUUCAAUUUACAUGUACUUUCAGCAACUCCAAAUCAAAGACGUCUUUUCCUAAGUUUUAUGUCUAUCCUCUACGGUAUUUUGUCCUUGUGGACGUACUCAGUUAAUGAAAAUAAUUUGCACUUAUUAUACAAUAUGGAAUUUGUUUACAUUUAAAACAAAGGUACAACUGCACUAUAAUAGUUCAAGGAGGUUCCACUCUAGGAGUGAAUUGAUUAGGUUAUUUUUUUGGAACAAAACUGACCUUUCUUUCAUUAGUCAGGUGUAGAAUCUCGUCCUUUGAAAUCUAACGGAUUAAUUUGUAAGACUUGGUCGAGUCCACGGUUUAUGCUGGCGAGAAUAGAGAUUCAGGGAGAGAUUAGAAUUAAUACUUCUUUUAUCCUUUUCACCCUGACAUCAGUAUGCAUAUCCUCCAUUCUGGUCACUAUACACUUCCUAAGGUGCUGACAAGGAGAAUUUGUUUAUCAAUCAAGAGCUAUUCUAGUUGGAGAUCAUUUCCUUUAUUCUCGUGACCUCAGUAUAUGAUUCAGAAGUAUUAUAGCGAGGAGAAUUUAGAUGCUAGUCACUCUUAGGGGUCAAAGGCUAAAUGUACACGGGAAGUUAGAUGGUUGGCCUCGCUAAGUGAAAUCAAAAUAUACAUGGCUUAAUGUACAUAGCCGUAGCAAUGUAGCUAAAAUAUCAUUCUAACACAUGUUAGUGCUGAGAAUUUGUCUACUCUCCAAGUUUUAGACCGAGGAGGAAAAAGACAUAAGCAAUUUUUGGUUGCAAAGCUUUAAAAUUUAUAUGUUUAAUGAUAUUUUUGGAGUAAUUAAUUUGUCAUCAUAAAUUUCACCGCUCAGCUGUUUUGGUCAAGGGGAGGAUCAGCAUACUGUUUCCUCUAUCUUCGAAAUAAGUUUGAAACAUGAGUGUCAAGGUAUGCUUCGAUUUUUUUAAAUGUAUUAGAAUUGAAUUAUAGUAUAUACGAUUUUAACUUUGUAAAUUUAUUGAAUUCGACAACGUAACGGUAAUAAUGAAGUGCAAUGGUACUGUUAUGAUGAAAUAUUACUUUGACUUAUCUGAAUUAAAAAUAAGAUUACAAUGUACGUAGGUGAUGUUUCCUUUUUUUAAAAUGAUAUUGAUUAUGCAUAUUAUAGUUCCAUAGCCUAGUUUUUUUUCUCUAAUGCGUCCUUUAAUUCGUCCAACGGGCUAAGAAAAUGCAUGUUGGCAUGACCUGGAUUUUUUCGCCAAUCGCUGUCCUUCCAUAAUUACACCUUUAAGUCCCAGAGGUGAUUAACUUGUAACUUCUCCCCACAGUAUCUAUACAUUAUCCAGCAAACAGGUAGUGAGAUUACGCAAACUUAUCUUGAUUGAACGCCAAAUUCUCGUAAUCAAUUUAUAAGAAAAUGUGUCGCAGCUGGAGGAGAGCAUUAAUAAUCAAAUCUUGAUAAUUAAAGGGUCAAAUGAUAAGCUGAAUUCAUAAGUUUUUUGAUUGAUUCUUACUAAUGAAAUAUCAGAGGGCAGACACAAUGGACGUCCUUAUCAACUUCUCGUGUUUCUUUGUUAUAUAAAUCAAAAAUAGAUUUAAUGUUGCCGUGUGUCUGUUCAUUGUUAGAUCACUACUCUGACGUACGUGGUGCUUUCGAGCAUCUGUGCGCCUCAUAUGCUGCCUUUUUUCCUAAACAUGUGCCAGGCGACGUGGAAUCUUUUGCUAACUACGACACUAAUUUCAAGGUCGCCCCUUCACUUACGGCCACCUCUCUACAACUGCCACUUCCUGGUCUAACGUUUCGAUUCGACUCAAGUUAACGGUACAAGAUUCAACAGAAUACCAUCGUUUACAUGAUAUUUUUCACAGUUUAUCUACGAGUUCACCAUAGUAUCACUUUGAUUUCCUUUUUCCGUCAUUAUCGGUGAAAUGUGAAGUUGAUACCUGGCAAAAGGCCAGUCAGAGGUAUCUCCCAAAAGAGAAAGAUGAUCUCAACUCUACUACUCAGCACGUUGCUCCUUAACCAUAAUGACAGAAGUUUAGUCGAAUGGCUCGAGAACUGCGUUGUACGAUAAAAUAAUUAGUACAACUUUUUCGCCAUUGCAGCCAAUUUUUUCUCUUCCUGAUGAAAAGCAAAGUCAGUGUGUGAUUUACAACCUUAACAAUCUGACCACCGGAUCAGAACUUCAUGAACUUCAUGGCCUACCUGGUGCAGGUGUUACAUGGUGUCUUGUUGAAGAGAUUUCUUAAGUCAUUAAGCAACUGUAAUUUUAUAAAAGUAGGCUUGCAAAAAUAUUGUGCAAUUUGCCUGAGUUUUUAUAACACACUUCGAAAGCACGCUUAGAGUAUUAGUAUAUUCUAGGUACGUAAGGGCUCGUAAGGUAAUUGGGCUCGUGCAAUGCCGAGAUUUGCUGUUAUUGAAUCAAAAAUCACUCCCCUAUUAGCCUAAGCAUCUAAAAAUUCCACUGGAACGAAGAAUGAUUGGCUGGAGAUGGGGAAAGAAAACAUGCCUCCAACCUUGAAAGGUUCGGCGGCUGGUUUCCAGUUCCGGUUUUGUCUAAAUGAAAAAAACCUUUAGUGGUUCUAGACUGUGGUUGAUUUACUUCGAAUCCAGCCGUCACUAACGGAAGUCGUUUACAGAUUGUCUCGAUGAUACAUCACUCACGCUGAUUUUUCUUAAUUCAAAGCUGCGCUUUGGUUAAAAUCAUCCACUUACAUCAAUUGUUUUUCUCCAAAAAUUUCACUCUUGAUCGCUCUCUGUUGAAAUCCCAGCUGGAAUAUACCAUUACCUCAGAUAUCUCAGAAAUUAUGAAUUCAGAAGAUUGCAGGAUAUAAAAAUUUUCGGUGUGCAAGCUUCUAAGGGUUAAGUCAACUUUGAAAUUUUUAAAUCCAGGGUAAUAUAUUCUUACCAGAAAACAAAAAACUCUAAAUGAAACAAAAUAAUUUGUGCCGUGCUGAAUGGUAAAAGAGAGAAUGUUCUAGAAGGAAUUAUGGUGUACGCUCCAUGCCUUCCGAACUCUCAGAUUUGACUGAAGUUAAGAACGCAUAUUAUAAUCUAGGUUUUCGAAAUAUUAAACACAAACCAGCGAAGAAAUAGGAAAACCCUGCCAAAAUUUUCGGUACGGUGUACGUAAAAACAGUAAUAAUUAACUGUAAACAAAACUACAUAAAGACAGCGAAAAAUUCCGUUGAAAAAUUAGACCGGUUUUCAAUAAUAAUUGUAAGUCAGAUCUGAUUACAUUCAGGUGACCAACCAAAACUGCUUGAGAUACUUAAGACAAAGGAUUGUAUAAAUACCGUGGGGUUGAAAACAAAAGUCGAAGCUUGGUCACAGUGUAUGCAAAUAAACAUCGCCAGCGUCAAUGUAAAUUAGCAAGACUACUUAAUCCUUGAAGUUCAUCAUUUGGCGAUGCUCCAGCGUGACACUAGAAGCAGCAAGGAAGCUUGAACUCUUCGAAGGAUCGAGAAAAAGAAAACAGGAAACACUACACUGGAAAGCGAAUCUAAUCGACCAAAAUUCAAGUACGUGCUAUAUCACUAGAUAUUUCCAACUUAUUGAAUGAUUUAUAGGGGUCUAGAAUGGGAACUCAAACUCGCCAAGAAACCGAGACACUCAAAGUAGUAAUUUUGCACGCAAGAUCGAUUAACAAAUCUUGAAACAUUCAGAGUUUCCCGAGACCGAUUCUGAGAAUUUAAAACCUUUGGAUUAAAGGAUAUGAAGUGCAGUUCUCACGAAUUCACGGGGAAAAGUACCGUGAGCAUAGGCUUCUAAUACAGUCAAUACAACCGAAAGAUAUUUCGAAUACCGUGGAGAAAAGUAAAUAGUUGUGAAUGAUCGUUCGAUUUAUGGUAUUCAAAACUCCACAUCCAUCGACAGAUUUGCAAUUUUGAUUUUUUUUUCGGUUUUUCAAUGUGAGCAAGAAACUUUGGUAGAUCAUAUAUCUGGUAUUAUAAGCAACUUUUCUCGAGUAUUCCAUAUUUACUCUAGUACGUUUUUGUGACCUGAGAGCAAACGAAAAUGAUUACCUGCCUAAUUAAUUCUUUAUUAUAUUGGCUUUACAGAAUUAAAAUUGUUUGGGUCAAAUCCCAAUUAUGAUCCAUAAAAAUUUAAUUGUUCGAUACAGCGAGGGGGAUUCAAGCCAGACUAGUUUUAUCUGAUUUCUUGAUGAUCUUAGCAAUAAGCUUUCAGGUGCAUGGACAUAAGAGUAUUUGCUUCUCAAAAACUAUACGCCAGACUCAUUUUAAUUCAACCAAUCAAUCUAACCUAUGCACACAAUAAAUUUUUUAUCAGCGUCUUGAAAAGAUUUUUGAAAAGCGUUGAAUCCUGCUGUUGUCUUCUGCCAGUGAUCAAUGAAUUUUCAAAAAGGAAUCCCGUCAGGUGCCAAUCUUAAUGUGAAAGGAGUUGAAAGCGCUAUUUACUUCAAAAAAAAGUACGAUAUAUACAUAUUUGUAUUCUAACAGUCACUACUCAAGACAGAAAAUUUAACUUUUGGAAUCAUCUUGAUUUCAUGGUCUAAAAUUCAAUUAAGCGUCUAAGUUCACCCUCCAAUGAAAAUACCCAAAGCCACUAUGCAUCACAAUGAGAGCUAUACAGCUGUAAGUGUGAUCUUGAAUUAUGCACUUUCACAUAAAUCAUGGCCUGUAUGAUGCUCUUUGGACGUUCAAUUAGUAAAGUUUUACAUUAUUUUCGAGACUAUGACAUUCAAUUGCGCUAGUUGAGGGGAAAUAAUUUUUCAUUUUGUUUAUUAUUAGGACAGGAAGUUUUCUAUGUUUUUUAAUUAAGCUUGCUUCAAAACAAUUUUUUUCGUCAAGCUUACUUGCAAUCUUUUAGAGUCUCUUUUGAAAUAUUUAUUAGCAAAAAUAAUAAAAUGACAUCUCGGCAUGGUUCUCCUUUCAUCUUUCAACUUUUCUCGCGAAUGUUCCACAUAAGAAAUUCAUUGCAAUAAGGUUUGUUUUUAAUGAUCAAACACUCCCUUACAAUUUUAUUUGAUACUUAUAUUUGCAUCUGACAGGCUGAAAUUGAUGUUGUUGGUUUUCAAGUGUUAAAGGAAGUCACAAACCAUUUCUGACUGGGCUCAUCGAGCUUCUGACAAUUUUCCUUUCAAAUAAUCCAGAAAAAGGUAAUAGCAAUUAAUUUUCAAGAGAAUCGGUCAUUCAUUUCUUUUCCUCGAUAUCUUUAUUUGGAGAAUAGAGCCAGAAAAUAUUCGCAAAAAAUAAAACAAAAUCAUGCUUCUCGCUGAGGAAAAACCUUUAGCAACACAACUUAAUCCAUACUGCUCAUUCCGAAUUCGACCAGCAUCUAAGAAAAAAAAGGACAUUUGUUUAUCCAUGUUAGUCAACUGCUGUUGAAUCGUUUUCUUCCAUUGAGUCAUCUACUGACUUAUGAGCAGCUACAAUUAUUUAUCGAUCAUUUAUCCAUUUAUUCAGUUGUUGGGCUAUCAAUCCAUCUACUCCUUAUCACUUCCUCCGUUCAUUGAUCGUCCGUUUACUCGUUUCAUGCUAAGGGAACCUAACCUGGAAAUGGUAGAAAGUUUUCAAGAGAGAUUGUUGCUGCAAAAACUAUUAGCAUUUUUAAAGUUGAACCGAUUAGAGUCAAAAGAGAACGCCUCUGGUGUAAUUUAAAUAGUUCGUGUUUAUUCAGGCAGUUCAUUGGAUAUAUGAUAAAUACUUCAAUCUUGCUCAUCUUUUCGUCCCCUAGGGUUGAAUAUGGUCAAGAAGGUGAUUGCGGACUCGAAUGACCUCAAAAGUCGACCUCUUAAAAGUUAAUUUAUUCUUUACUGUGUUUCUAUCGUUUCAGUAUGAACGUCACACGAGUCACACCAAAUUUGCGAUCUGUCAAUAGCACCUUUAACCAGGAUCCAGGCAUGGAAACAUACCAGCUGAUAAUCCUAGUGGUGUGUUAUUCCAUUGUGUGUCUCGCCAUUUUGACCGUUAACUACCUCAUGGUGCGAGCCUUUAUUACAAAUCAAUCGCUACUAUACCAUCAGAGAUACUUCCUGGGCUACCUCGCCUGCGCUGAUCUUGUGGUGGGACUGGCAUCGAUACCAACCUUCUUGUACAACAUGACUAACUGGCCAAGUUACAGCUUUUACAUCUAUGAAGCAUCUGACUGUGCCUCUGGGUUUGGCUCAGCCGGCAUUCUCGUGGCUCUAUCAGUACAAGCAUUACGUUCAACAUUCAGGUCCCCGACUCGGUACGCAGGUUAUCCUAAAAAGCGCAAUUUUUAUCUCGUCAUCGCGGGCUCGACGUUUAUUGCUGGUGGUGCUGUGGCCUUUAAUGUUGCAUGUCUAAUGGAUUACGUUUCAUUCUUCGUUUACUUCUACCUAGCAGUUGGUUUACUCGCUAUAACCGCCCUCUUCCUUAUCUUCACGUGCACAGUGGUAAUAGUUUCUCAGCUGUAUGGCAAAGUGCGUGAAACUGAUCGCGACGAAGACAAAAAAAAUGUAAAAUCAGUGAUAGCAUCAUGUGCUGUUUAUGUAGUUUUAUGGGCCUUACCUUAUACAGGUUUUACAUAUUAUAAAUUUUGUAACUUUUGUGUCCCUGUUUCCAUAAUGUUUCUGUACAGUGUUAGAAUCGUUUUGUAUCUGAAAUCAAUUUUAAUGCUCGGAUUUUAUUUCUAUACCAUCAGUUCACUUCAUAGAACUGUGAAGAAAAUCCUUACUUAUGACUGUCUUGGAAUACCGAGAUAUCGCUACACCAGAAAAAAUUAA
Messenger RNA from Pocillopora meandrina, 8465 nucleotides. NCBI's taxonomy places the organism in Eukaryota, Metazoa, Cnidaria, Anthozoa, Scleractinia, Pocilloporidae. The record is from the annotation of a GenBank genome assembly.